AUGCAGCCAACUGCGACUCUAAGAAUGUUCCGGCCUAGCCGACGUAUGAUGGCGGCUCAACCAAAUGAGGAGCACCGCGCUCACACCAUUUCCCAACGACUACGAGCCCUCAGAAAGAUUCCCCCGGAGUUGAUUCCCCUUGGAAUCGUCGUUGGCGUUGCUGUCGGAUUUGCCGGCUACUCCUUGGCCCGAAAGCUCGUUGUCGACAAGACAAUGCGUCUCGGUCGCCAGAACAGAAAGGAUUAG
This is a messenger RNA of Drepanopeziza brunnea f. sp. 'multigermtubi' MB_m1, 246 nucleotides long. RefSeq lists its product as uncharacterized. NCBI's taxonomy places the organism in Eukaryota, Fungi, Ascomycota, Leotiomycetes, Helotiales, Drepanopezizaceae. The record is from RefSeq and is a predicted model, not a curated record.